UUCUUAGACAUCUCUGCCUCAUCGACUCGGUCGGUGAACAACAGCACAAUGUCGAAGAGAGCCGCGUCCCCAUCAAGAGCAAGUGGCAAGGCGCCGAGUUCGCCUGAGCCUAGCUCAAGCGCCGGCGGCGGGCCGUCCAAGCGCGUGGCUUCAGGUAAGGCCAAACAGCCAGAAGAAGCAGGCGCAGACACAGCGCCCGAGGGCAUGGGCGAGUUUGAAGAUGCAUUCGAAGAUGAGAUCGAAGACGAAGAGUAUGACGACGACGGAGAGGCAGUUGCUGACGACGAGGAGAUGAGCGUCGACGGUGAGAUCGAGCGACUUGACGACGACGACCUAGAAACAGAGAAGACUCGCGUCUAUCUUCCAUCAGCGCAUGCAGAAGGCGAGAAGGUCGAGUUGGAGCCGGAUCAAACGGCAUAUGAAAUGCUCCAUCGUCUUAACGUCACAUGGCCCUGUCUAUCGUUCGACAUUCUUCGGGACGGACUAGGAGUUGAGCGAGGAACCGGCUCUGGCAGCAGCGGCUUUCCACACACCGCCUACUUUGUCGCAGGCACCCAGGCAGAUCAACCGAAGAACAACGAGGUGCUCGUUAUGAAGGCAAGCAGCAUGUAUCGGACCAGCAAGGAUGGAGAUCUUUCUGAUGACGAGAAUGACGACGAAGAUGACGAUCUCGAUGAAGAUGCCGUCCUUGAAUAUCGCUCAAUACCCAUCCUCGGAGGUGUCAACCGGGUACGAGCAGCGCCAGUCUCCUCACCGACCUCCGCUGUAUCAUCAGAGCAGGUUCUCGAUCCCUACCCGAUAGCAGUAUGGAGCGAGCUGGGCAAGGUACACAUUUACGACAUAAGGCCACUAUUCAGCAGUCUGGACCGUGCCGGAACGGUCGACAAAAAGACUGUCAGCACUCCGCUCCACACUGUCGACGCGCAUGCAGGAGUGGAAGGCUAUGCGCUUGACUGGGCAGGCAGCACACCUGCGUCUCUGCAAACGACCGGCGCAAAGUCAUCGACCCUUCGGUUGUUGAGCGGCGACGUGCACUCCAAAAUCUAUCUCACCACCACCUCAAAUAGUGGCUAUGUGACACAUCCCUCAGCAUUUAUUUCGCAUACUUCCAGCGUCGAAGACCUGCAAUGGAGCCCGACAGAACAGACCGUUUUUGCAUCAUGCUCGGCAGACCAGAGCAUCCGCAUUUGGGAUGUGCGUGUUAAGAGUCGCAAGUCGGUCUUGAGCGUCGAGCGCGCGCACGACAUGGACGUCAAUGUCAUUGCGUGGAACAAGAAGACCGAAUACCUCUUACUCUCCGGCGGCGAUGAGGGAGGUCUUAAAGUAUGGGACAUGCGCACGUUCAAGUCCGGCACGGGCACAGCAGGCAAAGCAGCGAAGCCCGAUCCUGUCGCCGCGUUCCAGUGGCACACUGCACCGAUCUCAUCCGUCGAAUGGCACCCGUCUGAAGAAUCCGUAUUUGCAGCAAGUGGUCGCGACGAUCAGGUGACGCUAUGGGACUUGUCUGUCGAAGCCGAUGACGAGGAGACCGGGCUAGGCGGCAACAGCGCAGAAAUGAAGGGUCCAGACGGGAAGGAAGUUCCCAACCAGUUGCUUUUCUGUCACCAUGGCGCCAGCGAGAUCAAGGAAGUCCAUUGGCACCCUCAGAUUCCUGGUAUGCUCAUCAGCACUAGUGCCGACGGCUUCCACCUCUUCAAAACCAUCUCCGUCUGAGCUGCUCCCAUUCAUCUUUUGCUUGCAUAUCAUUGUUUCAACAUUGCAACUGUAUCAUACAUACCCUUCCCUUGCAGCAGGUCGUAC
Tilletiaria anomala UBC 951 is the source of this 1800-nucleotide messenger RNA. RefSeq names its product WD40 repeat-like protein. Gene Ontology annotation, molecular function: protein binding. The transcript is spliced from 2 exons. The record is from RefSeq and is a predicted model, not a curated record. Bases 49 to 1713 code for a protein of 554 amino acids. NCBI's taxonomy places the organism in Eukaryota, Fungi, Basidiomycota, Exobasidiomycetes, Georgefischeriales, Tilletiariaceae.